AAACGCCCAUCUACUGUAAGUUAAUGCUUUCCUUUAUUAAAUGACCUCGAUAACUUCUGGCGUUAUUUGUUGUUUACUUGUUGUUUACUCGUUGUUUACUGCCCAAGUACCUGCCUUAGGUAUGUUUGACGAUGAGAAAGGGAUGCUGCAUCCUGUGCUUUUUGAGUCUAGCUUCAGAAGCUCCUUCUCGAUUGUUGCUAUUCCUGUAGUUCCCCAUUUUGUACCUCUGAUAUUUCGUUAAGCU
Messenger RNA from Daldinia decipiens, 244 nucleotides. RefSeq lists its product as uncharacterized. The transcript has a single exon. The record is from RefSeq and is a predicted model, not a curated record. Lineage: Eukaryota; Fungi; Ascomycota; Sordariomycetes; Xylariales; Hypoxylaceae. The coding region runs from base 41 to 241 and encodes 66 amino acids.